Messenger RNA from Helobdella robusta, 333 nucleotides. RefSeq lists its product as hypothetical. Gene Ontology annotation, biological process: protein desumoylation. NCBI's taxonomy places the organism in Eukaryota, Metazoa, Annelida, Clitellata, Rhynchobdellida, Glossiphoniidae. The record is from RefSeq and is a predicted model, not a curated record. The annotation marks the transcript as partial. Gene Ontology annotation, molecular function: SUMO-specific endopeptidase activity. Gene Ontology annotation, cellular component: cytoplasm; nucleus. The transcript has 4 exons.
CCAUGCAUCCUGAUAUUUGAUUCGCUGAAGGGCGACAACAGAUACGACGUGGUCAACAUACUCAGGCAGUACUUGCAAGUGGAGUGGAACCUCAAAAAGAGAGAUGUUGAAGGAGAGAGAGUAUUUGAUAGGAUCUCAAUGAAGGGUUCCAUGGUUAACUGUCCCCAGCAGCCAAACUCCUCCGAUUGUGGAAUUUACGUCCUUCAAUAUGUUGAAUCAUUCUUUCUGAAUCCCAUAUCGGACUUCACACUUCCUCUGGUUCUUCCAAACUGGUUCACCAGCAAGCAGGCCAUGUCGAAGAGAUUGAGUCUGAGCAAGUUGGUCAUGAAGCUC